This is a messenger RNA of Protopolystoma xenopodis, 504 nucleotides long. The record is from the annotation of a GenBank genome assembly. NCBI's taxonomy places the organism in Eukaryota, Metazoa, Platyhelminthes, Monogenea, Polystomatidea, Polystomatidae.
AUGCGCGAGAAAAAUCUGAUGUCUUGGAAGGAAGCUAAGCAAGAGGCGAAAAUGCGCGGUGCCAUGGUAUCCCCUGGGUCUGAGGAUUUGUCUCCUGCUCCGGCAGGAUUCGGAGCCAGGCUCGGAGUGGGACUCGGCAACGGGGAUAGCCCGACGGGAGCAAUUGGUGAGCGUCGCUCCGCGCCAUCACAGCAAAUCACCUCAUCCAACCAAGCAGGUCAGGCGGUCGGCCAGUCGAGCUCUGGUCGAAUGUCUGCAGCGCCGAGGGCCACUUUUCCGUCGGCCUCGUCGCUUCAGACCGGCACCGCUGCCUUCACCGCUCCAGGCAGCUUGGGCCCGCGACACAUGAUGCCGUCACCACAACCGGUACGUGGGGCGGGCCAGGCAGAGAUCGGCGCGAAACUAAGGGAGGUGAGAAACUCGGCUCUGCAGUCCUCUAGCAAUGUCGCUAAUUUUUACUGUAACGAAGAUAUUUUGGUAGGACAUCAUGCUACUCAUAAGUAA